AUGAAAAAGACUGAGAAGUUAUUGUGGAAGGUUAUGUCUUUGGCUGUUUUGUGGUCCACGUGGAAGCAUAGAAAUGAUUGUGUUUUUAAUGGUUCCCAGCCAAAUUUUGAGGAACUAUGUGAGGUUGUCAAAAUAAGAAUUUCUUUGUGGGCCCAAUCCUUCCCAGCUAAAAUGGAGUUCUCCAUCAAUGAUGUAGUCUUCAAUUUGCUUCAGGUUCAAUAUUGUGUCUUGGUUGAUGGUCUUAUUUGUUGUGUUGCAAAAUGGUGCCUGAGCUUGUGUAAGGCCUGGUUUCUGAGAGGUGUUUCUAUGCUAGUGUGGAUUGGUGCUGGUGUUGCUUACCAGUUUGGUGCUGGUUUAGUGUUGUUGGUUGCUCACUGGUUUGGUGUUGGCUUGUGCUGGUGUGCUGACUUUGAAGCUCUAUGUGACAUUAGGAAACCUCAAACUGAUCCAAUGGAUUCUCUUAACACCACCAAUGAGCUCGUGGAAAAGGGAAGACUAGAAGAUAUUCCCCUUACAUCAGAACAUGAAGAAACAAACUGUAGUGAGAUUAAUGAACAGAAGACGAUGGGCAGGUCCCUUAGUAAUGCGGGCUGCAUUAAGAGAAAAAGCAUAGGAGGUUGGAACUAUGCAAUUGUCUUACUAGCAAAUCAAGCCCUUGCAACACUAGCUUUUUUUGGUGUUGGUGUGAACUUGGUAUUGUUCUUAACCAGAGUCCUUGGACAAGACAAUGCCAGUGCAGCCAACAAUGUCAGCAAAUGGACUGGUACUGUCUAUUUAUGCUCAUUGAUCGGAGCGUUCCUCAGCGAUUCCUACUGGGGUCGAUACCUAACUUGUGCCAUUUUUCAGCUAAUCUUUGUGGCGGGUUUGGUUCUAUUAUCUCUAGUCUCUUGGCUUUUCUUGCUCAAACCAGAAGGUUGUGGUGAUGGAAAACAAAUUUGCAUACCCACUUCUUCAAUAGGCACUGCCCUAUUUUACUUGGCUAUCUACUUAGUGGCCUUUGGAUAUGGAGGACAUCAGCCCACCAUAGCAACCUUUGGAGCAGAUCAAUUUGAUGAGAAAAGUCCUAAAGAAAAAGUUUCAAAAGCAGCUUUCUUUUGCUACUUCUACUUUGCACUAAAUGUUGGCUCUCUCUUCUCAAAUACCAUUAUGGUCUAUUAUGAGGAUAAUGGUAGAUGGACACUGGGGUUUUGGGUAUCCACAGGAUCUGCUGUUGUAGCCCUGCUGUCAUUUCUAUUGGGAUCCCGUGGAUAUAGGUAUGUUAAGCCAUGUGGCAACCCUUUGCCUCGUGUCACUCAAGUAUUUGUUGCUGCAACUAGGAAAUGGAAUGUAGUUCCAGCUGAUAAGAAUGAAUUGUAUGAGUUACAAGGAUCAAAAUCUGCAAUUAAAGGAAGCAGGAAGAUUCUUCACAGCGAUGAAUUUGGGUGUUUGGACAAGGCAGCAACCUUGACAGAGAAAGAUCAGGGUGAACCAAUAAACCCAUGGAGACUAUGUACAGUUACUCAAGUAGAAGAAUCCAAAUGCAUUAUAAGAAUGUUACCCAUUUGGCUAUGCACUAUCAUAUACUCAGUUGUUUUUACUCAAAUGGCUUCACUAUUCGUCGAGCAAGGCGUGGUAAUGAAUUCCACAAUUGGAAAUUUCCAUCUUCCUGCAGCAAGCAUGUCUGCUUUCGAUAUCUGUAGUGUCCUUAUUUGCACCGGCAUUUACCGCCACAUCCUGGCGCCAGUAGCUGGCAAACUUAGCGGAAACCCUAAAGGCUUAACUGAGCUUCAGCGAAUGGGGAUCGGCCUUUUUAUUGGAAUGCUAGCCAUGGUUGCAGCUGGUAUCACUGAGAUAGCAAGGCUAAAAAAUGUGAUCCCUGGUAACCAUUCAAGCUCUUUAAGCAUAUUUUGGCAAAUACCUCAAUAUGUGCUCGUAGGGGCGUCAGAGGUAUUCAUGUAUGUAGGACAGUUGGAGUUCUUCAAUGGGCAAGCACCGGAUGGGAUAAAGAGUUUUGGAAGCUCACUUUGCAUGGCAUCAAUUUCUCUAGGGAAUUAUGUGAGUAGUAUGCUUGUUAACGUGGUAAUGGGAAUAACAGCAAGAGGUGAUAAACCAGGUUGGAUACCGGAGGAUCUAAAUAAUGGUCACAUGGACCGAUUUUACUUCCUAAUUGCUGCCUUAACUGCGGCUGAUCUUGUGGUCUAUGUUUUUUGUGCAAAGUGGUACAAGUGUAUCAAUGUUGAGGAAAGCGAUAUGGAUCAAGUUGACAAUGAUGAACAAGCAGAGGAAGAAGAAGAAGUGCUUAGUAGAGUCUGA
Camellia sinensis is the source of this 2292-nucleotide messenger RNA. The record is from RefSeq and is a predicted model, not a curated record. NCBI's taxonomy places the organism in Eukaryota, Viridiplantae, Streptophyta, Magnoliopsida, Ericales, Theaceae.